GUAGAAAACAGUGUGAUCAGUAACGUCUUUUAUCUUAUAUUAGCUUAUCUCACCGUCUGAACAUUGUAUAUCUUAGCUCGCUGUUUUCUCAUUCUCUUUUAAUCUUUCUGCCCCCACAUUUUUUUUAGUUCUCAUUAUAUCUCUUAGCUCGCUGUCUCACCAGUCUCUUCUAUUUUUUCUACACAUCCCUUUUUCUUUGUUUCAGUCAAUCCCUAUUCAAUUUAAUCCCAUGCCAUGGCAAGGGCCAAUGCCUUUGCAGAAAUUUUGCCACCGUCUACAUCUCCAUCGUCUUCAACUCCAACAAAAAAGGUGCGCUAUGAUGUAUUCAUAAACCAUCGUGGCCCUGACACCAAGAAAACCCUAGCCGCCUCAAUCUACCGUGCCCUUAAGCUAAUGGGACUUGAAGCUUUCUUAGAUGAAUCGGAGCUUGAACUGGGUGAUUCAAUACCCUCCGAAAUCCAAGAGGCCAUGACUACUUCUUUCCUUCAUAUUGCCAUAUUUUCACCCAGAUAUGCAGAGUCUCCUUGGUGUUUGGCCGAACUAUCUUUUAUGCUUAAGACUGGCAAGAAAAUUAUUCCUGUGUUCUACAAUGUUGAUCCCAGUGAUAUCCAUUGGAUUUGUAAAGGAAAAGGAAGCUACGCCAAAGCAUUUUCCGAGCACGAAGCCAAGGCUAGAUAUCCUUCACAAAUUCUUGAAGAUUGGAAAGUAGCGCUGGAAAAGGUUUCAUAUGCUAAAGGCCACACUGUCAAGAAUGAGGAUGACAAAGAAAUGCUGAAGAUUAUUGCAAAUUAUGUUCUGAAGCACUCGACCAAAACUUCAUUUGUGGUGGCCAAACAUCUUGUGGGUCUUGAUAAAACCUUACAAGACUUUGAAAGAACUAUAUUAGAAUCUUCUGAAAAUGUAAAAAUUGUGGGGAUCACAGGUAUGGGUGGGUGUGGAAAAACUACAUUGGCAAAAGAAUAUUACAACAAGAUGAUACGGUCCUUUUAUAGAUCUAGUUUUGUUUGUGAUGUACGAGAUGCACCAACUAAAAAUUUAUAUGAGAAGCAGAAACAAAUGUUUCAAGAUCUUGGUGGCUCAAAAGAUAUAUCAUUUGAUAAUGUAGAAAAAGGAAAAGCAAUCUUAGCAGAAUAUUUGAAAUUUGUUCAGGUGUUUAUUAUCUUGGACAAUGUAGAUCAUCAAGAUCAAUUGGAUUCUCUAUUGCCAAUAAAAAACAGUCUUACACAAGGUAGUGUAAUUGUGAUUACAAGUCAAAAUCCUGGUAUGCUUAUAUCAUGGGGAAUCCCUUGUAAUUCCAUUUAUAAGAUGAAAGAUUUAAAUCCUGAACAUGCUAUGGAACUAUUUUGCUGGCAUGCUUUCCAACAACCCUCUCCAAUAGAUGAAUUUGAAUAUCUUGCUAAAAAGUUUUUAAGUGUCUGCAAGGGAUUGCCAUUAUCCAUUAAGGUUUUAGGAGCACUUGUGCAUGGAAAGUCCAGGGAAUAUUGGAAUGGUCAAUUAGAGAAGUUCUCCGGAUCAUUGCACGAAGACAUUAAAAACAUACUUAUGGUGAGCUUUGAUGCACUAGAUGAGGAAGAAAAGGAGAUAUUUUUAGAUAUAUCUUGCUUCUUUGUAGGAACAACAGAAUAUUCGGCCAUCACAGUAUGGGAGGAGUCCGGAUGGAGUGGGGCAGGUAGUUUGGGAACACUCACAGAUAGGUGUUUGAUUGAGGUAGAUGAGCAAAACUGCUUGAGAAUGCAUGAUCUGCUGAGAGAUUUGGGAAAGGACAUUUCAAAGACACGGUCACCAUACCGCCUUUGGUUACCGCAGCAAAUUGCCCACAUUGAGAAUCAAGGGGAGGGAAGCGUGCUGAUUCGAGGAAUUAAAGCCCAAACAGAUGAGUUUUAUGAAGACUUUGUGGAGCUUUUCAGAGAAUCAGGUAGAGGAAUCAAGCGGAGGCGGGGUUUUAAAAUCCUCGAUGUUGAAAAAAACUAUUUUACAGAAGAAUUAGGAACACUUUCAGAAACCCUUGCGUGGCUGCGAUGGGCCAAGUUUCCGCACAGAGCUCUUCCGUCAUGGAUUUCGUUGAAGAAGUUGAGAGUUUUAGAGCUUCUUGAGGCUUCUAAAUUAGAAGAACCGUGGAGCGAGACUGCAGACCCUCCUGUGCAGUUGAGAGUGCUGAACAUCAUUCAUGCAGGAAAUUUCCUGAGAUUUCCAAGGUCGAUAGGAUUUCUACAGCAUUUAAAAGAGAUAUCCUUUGACUCCGAAGGAGCUCCCAUUGAAGGCCUACCAGAAGAGUUUUGUCGUCUCCAAUCACUAGAGCGCCUGAAAUUGAUUGGAUGUGAUAAGAUGAAAUCUCUGCCUAGCAAGUUCGGCGACUUGACAAAUCUUAGGAUUCUAGAGUUGAGAGAAUGUAGUGGUUUGAUUUUCCCCUCAGAAACACUUGCGCUGCUUACUAGCCUUUAUUUUCUGUAUAUUGACCGUUGCGCCGGACCCACAGAAUUAAUUUUCCAGCCGGGAUGCUCUUCUUCUUUUUUGCGCAGCCUUGAAAAACUAGUAUUAUAUCAUUGUGGUUUGUCUAGGCUAUCAAUCUCGCCUCAAUGUUGCCCAACUCUGGAUCUACUAUAUCUUUCCGAAAAUAAUGACUUAGUGGAGAUCGAUAGCUUGCCAACAUCAGUGAAGACGGUUAAUGUGGUCGGAUGUUCAAAUCUGCAAAGCAUAAGCCUUAAUUGUGGUCUGGUGAGGCUAGUAUAUAUGCAUAUUCGGAAUUGUGGGGAGCUUAGGAAAAUACAAGGAUUAGAAAAUUGCAGUUCGUUAGAGACGUUGAUGGUACAUACUUGGGGGAAUGAGCCGGUCAUACAAGGUCUGAAGGAUAUGGAGAGUUUGAGGAGAGUAAACAUCACAGCAGCAUGUCACAUAUCAGCAUUUGAACCUUGCCUUCAAACAUUAAGUAGAGAGAAAUGGCCAUCCGAAUUUGCAAUAUGUGCAAUGGCAGCCCCUGGCGUUGAGGCGAUUGUGAGGUCUUUUAGCUUUCCUGGUCUCACUUUGGUUGAUUCGUUCAACCGGCAGAAGAUGAAUUGGUAUUCUUCGUAUUCUUGGUAUUGGGAGUAUGUGUUUUUGCAAGAGCGUUCUACCAACGCGGCAGCAAUGAUAUGCGUUGUUAUAAAUUCCCCAUUAGAUGAUAUCACUCUAGAGUUAUUUAGUGUUGAGCAAAACAGUCCUUCUACCACGUAUUUGAAAGAAGGAAAAUGGGUAUGUGUAGGUGUUUUCACUCCAUCUUCCCUCGCGGGAAGGGAAAAUGCUUUCUCUCUAUGGGAAAACAAAUACGAUCGGUUAGAAGAUGAUUUGGUAGAGAUGGGAAUAUUAGCAAUGGGUGAGGAAAAUAGAGUUGUGGAUGCUUUUCAUGAAUUAGUGCAACAUUUGGGAAAAGUAGGUGAUAUUUGUGAGGCUCAAUGAUAAAUUUGUAAAUUCAAGGAUAAAUUAUUGGAAAAUUAGAUAUUUUGUA
Molecule: messenger RNA, 3481 nt
Organism: Cryptomeria japonica (Japanese cedar)
Lineage: Eukaryota; Viridiplantae; Streptophyta; Pinopsida; Cupressales; Cupressaceae
Product: disease resistance protein Roq1
Exons: 5
Coding region: 235-3432 (1065 amino acids)
Biological process (GO): signal transduction; defense response
Molecular function (GO): ADP binding
Source: RefSeq, a predicted model, not a curated record